AUGGCUACCCCUAGUGUCCUAGCUUUUGACGCUGAGGGUCGCGCCAUUGAUUUUGAGGUCUGGUUAGACGACCUGCAGCUGUUCUUACAGUGCGACAGGGCUGACGACCUUUCUCUCUUUGACCUCACCUCUGGCGCCUCUCCUGCUCCUGUUGCUGAUGCUGAUCCCACUGUCCGCUCUAAGUGGGCCACCCGCGAUGCUGCUGCACGUCUUGCUGUGCGUCGCCACCUCCCUACCUCUGAGCGUGCGCACUUUAGUCAGUACAAGAGUGCUCAGACCUUGUACGACGCUGUAGUUGCGCGCUACUCCUCCCGUGCCACUGCUGCACUGAGCCGUCUCAUGCUUUCCUACCUCUUUCCUGACCUCUCUGCCUUUCCCACUGUCGCUGACCUCAUUACGCACCUCCGCACUAGUGACACUCGCUACCGCGCCGCCCUUCCUGCUGAGUUCUGCGCUAAGAACCCCCCCCCCAUGUACAUCGCUCUCUACUACGUAGUCGCGCGCCUCCCUGACUCCCUUCGCGUCGCCAGGGACCACUUUCUCGCAGUCUGUCCCACCACCCUCACCGUCGACCUCCUCGAGAAGGCCCUCCUCGCGGCGGAGAAGAGCAUAGUCACUGUAGGUGCUUCUCGUGGUGACCCUCGCACCCCCAUCUUUGAGGGGUGCUCUCCUUCCCCCUUGCUGCCCUCUGUUGCCUCUGCUGCUGCUGCCGACCUGCUUGGUCUUGAGUCGGUCGGCGCGGCGUCUGCCCCUAGUGGGAGACGUCGCUCCAGCAAGGGCAAGGGGGGCAAGGGCGCGGGUGGAGCUGGAGGGGGCGGUGGCGGUGGCGGCGGUGGCGGCGGAGGGAGUGGGGGUGGCGGCGGGACUAGUGGCGGGGGUGGUGGUGGUGGUGGCAGCAGCGGCGGAGACGGUGGUGGUGGUGCCAGCGGUGGUGGUGGAGGCAGCGGCGGUGGUGGAGGCGGCGGAGGUGGAGGCGGUGGAGGCGGCAGCGGAGGAGGCGGUGGUGGUGGAGGAGGUGGAGCUGGUCGAGGUGGUACCCAGCAGCGUAGCGGCGGUGGUGGUGGCCAGCGCUCGCAGCGGCAGCAGCAGCAGCGCUCGCGGGACAUCCCUUCGCCUCAGCAGCUUCGUGAGUGGGCUGGUGUAGCGAUCAUUGAUCUUGAUUUUGAUGCUAUCCUUGCUGCUAUGUAUGUUGUGGAUUAUAGUGAGGAGAAUGAGGGUUACCGUUGUUUCCAGCCCGACCCGGGCAUUGGUACUGCUGCGCUAGGUGCUUGUGAGGCUGCUGCUCUAGGUGCCAAUGCGUCUGUGCUCUCAGGUACUGGUGAGACUGCGCUCUCAGGUACUGCGUCGUCCUCGUCCUCCCUCACUUUCACACUUGACUCCGGAGCUUCUCGCUCCUUCUUUCGAGACCGCACUACCCUUACGCCGCUCGGCCGGCCGGUUGCGGUCUCCCUUGCUGACCCCUCUGGGGGUCCUGUCCUGUCUCACUUCUCCACUGUCCUCCCGUGUCCGGCUGCCCCUUCGGGCACCCUGUCGGGUCCGUACCUUCCCUCGUUCUCUACGAACUUGGUGAGUGGAGCGGACCUGCAGGAUGUGGGGGUUCACCAGUUCACUCCUGCGAGUCAGAGGGUGACCCACUGCACGGAGGCAAACACAGGCCGACACCUGGCCACGUUCUCGCGUCGGCCGGGGUCGAGUCUCUACACCCUGACCGUUGAGUCUCCUCCUGUCCCUGCGUCUGGUCAGGUGGCUGCGUUGGGUCAGGUGCUUGCUGCUGCGUCCCGGUCAGGUCCUGAGUCUGCCCCCUGUUCUUGUCGCCUCCUGUCUCACGAGACUCUUCUGUGGCACCACCGUCUUGGCCACCCCUCCUUGCCCCGUCUUCGGAGCAUGGCUUCCCGUGUCCUUGUCUCUGGUCUUCCCCAGUCUCUCCCUCCUCUCCCCUCCGGGCCAGGACCUUCCUGUGUCCCCUGUGUCGAGGGUCGCCUCCGGGCUACUCCUCACUCCUCCCACUUCCCCCCGACAGAGGCUCCCCUGCAGACGCUUCACAUGGAUGUGUGGGGGCGAGCCCCCGUCCGUGGGCAGGGUUACGAGCGCUACUUCCUGUUGGUGGUUGACGACUACUCGCGUUACACCACAGUCCUCCCCUUGCGCAGCAAGGGUGCGGUCACUGAGGUGCUGAUCGACUGGAUCCGCGAGGCUCGUCUCCAGCUCAGGAAGAGCUUCGGCUUGGACUUUCCUGUUCUGCGUCUGCACUCUGACAGAGGCGGAGAGUUCUCUUCUCGCCUUCUGCGGGACUACUGUCGUGCACGGGGGAUCCGCAAGACCUUCACGCUUCCGGACUCACCACAGCAAAAUGGGAUUGCUGAGCGCCGCAUUGGCAUGGUCAUGGAUGUCGCUCGUACGUCCAUGAUGCAUGCGGCUGCCCCCCAUUUUCUGUGGCCGUUUGCGGUGAGGUACGCGGCGCAUCAGCUCAACCUUCACCCCCGGGUCUCUCGGCCUGCGAUGUCCCCAGCCUUGCUGUGGACGGGGAAGGUUGGCGAUGCGUCUGUGUUCCGUAUCUGGGGAUCUCGGGCGUUUGUCCGCGACUUGUCUGUGGACAAGCUGUCCCCUCGUGCUGCUCCCUGUGUCUUCCUUGGCUUCCCCACUGACGCCCCAGGGUGGCAGUUUUACCACCCCUCCUCUCGUCGUGUUCUGUCCUCCCAGGACGUCACGUUCGACGAGUCAGUCCCCUUCUACCGUCUCUUCCCCUACCGCACUCCUUCCCUCCCCCCUCCCCCGGACUUCCUUGUGCCGGUUCCCCCCCCGGUAGACCCCCUCCCCCCUCAGGUUCCUGCCCCCUCAGGUGUGUCCCAGGUAGACGCCGUUGACCCGGUCGAGGUUACUGGUGACUCUGGUGCUGCUGCGGGUGCUGAGCCUGGGGGUGCUGACUCUGGGGGUGCUGUGCGCGGGGGUGCUGAGCCUGGGGGUGCUACUGCUGGGGGUGCUGGGCCUGAGGGUGCUACUGCGGAGGGUGCGGAGCCUGGGGGUGCUGAGCCGGGGGGUGCUGUGCCUGGAGGUGCUGGGUCUGGGGGUGCUGGGUCGGGAGCUGCUGAGCCUGGGGGUGCUGAGCUGGGAGCUGCUGAGCCUGGGGGUGCUGCGUCUAGAGCUGCUGAGCCUGGGGUUUCUCCUGCUGCUGCGUCUCGCCGGGAGCCCCUCUCUCCACAGGAGCUGCGCGAGUGGUUCGCUCGCCGCUGGAGGCGUGCUGCUGAGUCUGGAGGUGCUGCUGGAGCUGGAGCUGGAGCUUCUUCGACCGUCGAGGGUGCGGGUGCUGCCGGUCCCGGAGCUGCUGGACCUGCGGGUCCUCCUGGAGCUGGAGCUGCUGAGGGCGUUGGUGCUAAGCCUACUGCUGUUGGUCCUGCCGCUGGAGGUGUGGGUGGCACUGGUGCUGUCGCUGAGGGUGCUGGUGCUGUCCCUGCUGCGUCUGGAGCUGCCGCGCGGCCUCGGCCGUACUUCGUUCCGCUCCUGCAGCAGGUUCUUGGUCUUUCUCCUCCAGUAGAGG
This is a messenger RNA of Closterium sp. NIES-65, 3535 nucleotides long. The record is from the annotation of a GenBank genome assembly. Lineage: Eukaryota; Viridiplantae; Streptophyta; Zygnematophyceae; Desmidiales; Closteriaceae.